AAUAAUUUAUCAUCUUAUGAUCGGUCACAUAACCGACAUUGAUUUUGAAUUUUCUUUUCUUUUUGGAAGUGUACAUGUAUUUUAAGAGAUUAAAAUCGGUUAUAUUUUUAGAAAUUUUUACGUCAUAUAAAAAGGACAAUUUAACUGUGAAAUAUUUGCAUGCAGUUACUGUGCAAAACUUGCUUAUAACAAAAAAGUUGAGUGUUUAUAUUCACGUAUGGAUGCGUUAAAGGAACAGAAUCAAGAUGCUAAGCUCAUCACGGGUAAUAGAGGGGUAAGACUGAACAACGAGAAUCUCAAGCGACUAACAGAGGAUCAUCUGUAUCAUAUUGCCCUUAGCAACGUUCAACAUGAUCUCGGACAACUGUUCGGCGAUGUCAAGUUCGUAUGUUUUGGGGGUCAAUCAUCUCGUAUGGAAAAAUUCGCCAGUUUUAUUUCAAAAGAGCUUGGUCUAGAAGAUAACGGACCGCCGAAGAAUUACGCAGGAAACACGGAUCGCUAUGCCGUAUACAAGGCCGGGCCUGUACUAUCUGUUAGCCAUGGAAUAGGUAUUCCAUCACUGUCAAUCAUAUUCCAAGAAAUAGUGAAACUCGUUUACUAUGCCGGCUGUCGCGAUGUUACAUUUUUCAGAAUAGGAACAAGUGGUGGUCUAGGUUUAGAGCCCGGUACAGUUGUAGUCAGUGAACGAGUUGUGAACGGUGCAUUAGAACCUUCGUACAAAAUGGUUGUUCUUGGAAAGACUAUAGAUAGACCUGCCGUGGUUGACACGACACUAGUAGAAGAUCUUGCUAAUUGUAGUCUUAAUUCAGAUAACUUCAAAACUGUGAAAGGAACUACUUUAUGUGCGGACGAUUUCUAUGAAGGUCAAGGUCGAGUAGACGGAGCAUUCUGUGAACACGAGGACGGGGAGAAAUUUUCUUGGUUACGAAAACUUAAAGACAAUGGUGUUACAAAUAUGGAAAUGGAAUCUCUGGGCUUUAUUGCUAUGUGUCAUAGAGCAAACAUCAAAGGUGCGGUAUGUUGUGUGACGUUAUUGGAUCGCUUUGAAGGCGAUGGGCUCACAACCAACCGGCAGUUACUAAGUGAAUGGCAGACUUUUCCUCAAAUAAUUGUCUCCAGAUACAUCCAACAAAAGCUGAACGAGAGCAGCUAGAUUUGUUUGAAGUUAAGAAACGUUCCGAAUCUCUAUUAUUGUGUGCCUAAACUGAAUCAGAUGCUCCGUCCAUUCCGGACCAAAAUUAAGAAUUUGAAGAUUUUUAACCUGCUUAGAUGUUGAAAUAACAUUUUUUUUCGAAUAUGGUUUUGUUGGAAUGAUAUACCGAUAAUGGUGUUAACUGUCGUCUAGAAAUUUGGUAAAUUAAUCAUUAUAAAAAUAGCUCCUACACCAAAUGAUGCGAAUUCUAAAACUGAAAUUUCAUUUAUGUAUGUUAAUGAACCAACAUAAAUACUGAUGUUUGGGGAAAAAAACAAAGAUACAGACAAACAAAACACACUUGACUUGUGGAUGAGGAAACUAUCAUAUAAAAACUUUUGCCCAAAUUGUUUAGAUCAUUUUCAGUCAUUUAGUGGCAUUUUUGUUUAAUGAAAAGGCAAGUUAAACGGCUAUAUAUAUUCAUAAUAAUAUCGGACUUAAUACGGAUUGAAAGUAGUUCUACCAUGUAAACAUAAACAGAUGGCGUAGGUUAGACCGAAAUCCGUUCUAUGUAUUCUUACUAUAGUGAUAGAUGAAAAGGGCCGAGAAGUUGCGAAUGAAAGGAAGUUUUUCUAUAACAGGGAACUUAUAAACAGUCGUGCUAUUGAACAGCGUGAGAAAAUAAAACAUCAUUCGGGAGCAAAUCAGCCGAAACAAUUGUCACAUUGCCUUUCAUUUUUUGAGCUAGCACCAUACAAAAUUAAUUUAACAAUUUUAAAUACUUUAAGACUGUACUU
Molecule: messenger RNA, 1929 nt
Organism: Ruditapes philippinarum (Manila clam)
Lineage: Eukaryota; Metazoa; Mollusca; Bivalvia; Venerida; Veneridae
Product: uridine phosphorylase 1-like
Exons: 9
Coding region: 218-1153 (311 amino acids)
Biological process (GO): uridine catabolic process; nucleotide catabolic process
Cellular component (GO): cytosol; cytoplasm
Molecular function (GO): uridine phosphorylase activity
Source: RefSeq, a predicted model, not a curated record